AUGAAGGAGGAGGAGAAGCAGGGGAGGCCACACACCUGUCACCCCUCGGCUGGCCUCUCCCGUCGCCUGUCGAGGCGACCUCUAGCGGCCCCCUCAGGUCGCCUCGACAGGCGACGGGAAAAGGGGGGGGGGGGGGGGGGGUUGGUGGGGGCCGGUAGGUGCAGCGGCGGGGCCAGCAGGUGCAGUUGCGGGGCCGGUAGAAGGGGACGGCAGGAGCCGUCAGGAGGCGACCGGGCCGCGACUCGGCUGCUGGGCCGGGAUGGGGCGGGGCCGCGACGGGGCGGCGGGGCCGCGACGGGGCGACCGGACCGCGACGGGGCGGCUGGGCCGGGACGGGGCGGGGCCGCGACGGGGCUGGCUGGGCCGCGACGGGGCAGGGGCCGCAAAGGGGGGGGCGGGGCCGCGUCAGGGUGGGGCCGCGUCAGGGUGGGGCCGCAACGGGGCUGGGCCGCGACGGGGCGGCUGGGCAGCGACGGGGCUGGGCCGCGACAGGGCGGCUGGGCCGCGACGGGGCUGGGCCGCGACGGGGCGGGGCCGCGACGGGGCGGAGCCGCGAAGGGGCGGGUGGGCCGUGACGGGGCGGGGCCGCGACGGGGCUGGCUGGGCCGCGACGGGGCAGAGGCCGCAAAGGGGCGGGGCCGCGUCAGGGUGGGGCCGCAACGGGGCGGGGCCACUAGAGGGCGGGGCCGCUGCAGGGCGGGGCCGCUAAAGGGCGGGGCCGCUCGAAAGCUAUAG
This is a messenger RNA of Closterium sp. NIES-65, 735 nucleotides long. Lineage: Eukaryota; Viridiplantae; Streptophyta; Zygnematophyceae; Desmidiales; Closteriaceae. The record is from the annotation of a GenBank genome assembly.